Molecule: messenger RNA, 1707 nt
Organism: Musa acuminata subsp. malaccensis (wild Malaysian banana)
Lineage: Eukaryota; Viridiplantae; Streptophyta; Magnoliopsida; Zingiberales; Musaceae
Source: RefSeq, a predicted model, not a curated record
AUGGCCAGCCUUCCCCAGCUCGCCUCCGUCUCCCCGGGCGAGAAGCUUGGCCUCUACUUGGCGGCCUCCCAGCAUGCACUCAGCUCUGUCCUGGUCAAGGAAAACUCCAACCAACAACUCCCGAUCUACUACGUCAGCCACGUCCUAAGUGGACCUGAGGAGCAUUACCCACCGAUAGAGAAACUCGCGCUCGCCCUGGUGCUCUCAGCUUGGAAGUUGCGCCCCUACUUCCAGGCACACCCGGUGGAGGUCAUCACCAACCAACCCCUUCGACAGCUCGGCGAACAUGACAUAAGGUACUCGCCCAGGACCGCCGUCAAGGCCCAGGUGGUAGCCGACUUCAUUGCGGAGCUGACGCAUUUGGAGGACGCAGAUCUCAAGCAGUCUCCCGAAGCUUGGACCCUACACGUUGAUAGCUCGGCCAACUCAAGGGGCACCGGCGCAGGGCUGGUCCUCGCCCCUGACGGACGCUCGUUCGAGCGAUCCCUUCGCUUCGGGUUCAAAGCCACCAACAAUGAGGCGGAGUACGAGGCGCUCCUAGCAGGACUAAGGUUGGCCCUCGAGAUGCAGGUGGUCGCGAUACGCGUCCUCACCGAAUUGCAACUUGUGGCCGAGCAGCUUAACGGCGGAUACGAAGCUCGGGACGCAACCAUGGCGAAAUACCUGGCACGGCCGACCUCCGAAGCAUGGCCAGAGGUUGAGGAGCUCCCUGCCCGCGCCGUCGAAAUAGCAAUUACAGCCCCAGGCGGCGCGCCGACCACGUGGGUACAAGAGCUGCUACGCUUCAAGCGGGAUGGAACCCUUCCCCUCGACGAAGUUGCAGCUCGGCGCCUGCGUCGUACGCACUCAUGGUACACCGUGGAGUGUGGCCGCCUCUACAAACGGUCCUUCACCUAUCCCCUCCUGCGAUGUUUAGAGCCUGACGAAGCCCAGAUGGUCCUAACCGAAACCCACGAGGGGGUAUGCGGUGAGCACAUCGGCGGGCGAACCUUGGCGCACAAGAUACUCCGUCAAGGCUACUACUGGCCGACCAUGUGCCGGGACGCCAAAGCCUACGUUCAGCGGUGCAGUUCGUGCCAGCAGCACGCCCGCGCACCCCGACAGCUCGCGGUUCCGCUCAGUCCCAUCGACUGCGCGUGGCCAUUCGCGCAGUGGGGUUUGGACCUGCUCGGACCCUUCCCACCAGCCUAUGGACAGCGGAAGUACAUAAUCGUGGGGGUGGACUAUUUCACAAAGUGGGUCGAGGCUGAACCACUGGCGACAAUCACGGAACAUCAAAUGGAGAAGUUCGUGUGGAAGAACCUAGUAACUCGGUUCGGGUUGCCCAAGGCCAUUAUCACAGACAAUGGACCUCAGUUUGCCGGCAGAAGAUUCCGGGAGUUCUGUGCCGAUCAUGGCAUCCAACUGAGGUUCAGUUCGGUGGCCCAUCCUCAGACUAACGGGCUAGCGGAGGUAACCAACCGAUCCAUCCUGGACGGACUCAAAAGAAGAGUGUCUGCAGCCCAAUCGACCUGGACAGACGAGCUCCCCAGUGUGUUGUGGUCACUGCGCACAACUCCCAACACCGCAACCGGAGAAUCCCCGUACAGCCUCGCAUUCGGAACUGAAGCUAUCCUGCCACCUGAGGUGGCCAUCACCACCCUCCGAACACGAAGCUACGACGAAAAGGCCUCGGAGAAGGACUUCGAGCAGCCCUCGAUCUGCUAG